Messenger RNA from Cladocopium goreaui, 1869 nucleotides. The record is from the annotation of a GenBank genome assembly. NCBI's taxonomy places the organism in Eukaryota, Dinophyceae, Suessiales, Symbiodiniaceae.
AUGGCUGGAUAUACUGACUUCGAGGCGGGCAAGGAGGCGGAGAGGGCAGCAGCAAAGGCUGAUGCUGGAGCAGCACUGCUUCGCGCAGUCUUCGCACAGGAGGUAACGUCAGCGCCUGAAGUUCCAGGUCUUUCGGCUUGGCUCAGCUCCUUGAAGCUGGCGCAUUGCGACACUGCGGCGCAGAGAUGGUGUCAGCAGAACCAGAUGGUAGACCUAGCGCAGGUCACGGCUUCCUGGGAAGCCUUGGCCGACGCGCUGCAGCUGCGGCCCUUGGAACGGCACCGGGUGGCGAAGGCCUUGAACCAAUCCAGCACGGUGACAGCGUUGCCAGCAGCUGUACCUGUGAUCACCUUUGGACCUGACGAGGAUCCCCAGCGUUACCAGCUCUUGGAGACCGUGGGUUCCGGCGCCACGGCGCGUGUGUUUCGCUGCGCGGAUCAGCAGGGGAAGGUGCUGGCCGUGAAGAGGAUCAAACUCACCAAGCUUCGUCGCCAGGGCAACUAUCAACAGGUGGAGGAGAUGUUGCACCAGGAAAUUGCCAUCCACCUCUCCUUGCAGCAUCCGAAGAUCACCGGCCUGGUGGAUGUCAUCGAAAGCAGCGAGGAACUGCAUUUGGUCAUGGAAUUCCUGGGCGGUGGAAGCUUGGACGAUGUGCUUGGCAUGCGGCGCGUCCUAUGUGAGUCGCAGGCCUCGGAUGUGUUUCGGCAGAUCGCUGAGGGACUGCACUAUAUUCACAUGAGGGGCAUCGCACAUCGGGAUUUGAAACCCGAGAACGUCUUGGUGCUGGAUCGCUCAUGGGAAGAUCCCAUGGUCACCCCUCAGGUGAAGUUGGCAGAUUUUGGACAUUCCAAGGUGGUCGACGACAUCUUCGUGAGGUCCUCCAGUCACGUGGGGACCCCGCUCUACAUGGCACCGGAGGCAUUCACCUUGGAGUCCUUGGACGAGCGCAGCGCGGAUUUGUGGAGCCUUGGAGUGCUCCUCUAUGUGAUGCUGCUUGGCCGCUGUCCGUUUGAGGGUAGCGGAGCCGAGCUUCAACAGGCCAUCCAAAAGGGCGACUUCACUUUCUUCGGCGGCGAUGCCCAGACGCCGCCCAGCACGGACGCGCAGAAUUUGAUCCGCGCGUUGCUGAAAGUAGAUCCAAGGAGGCGUGCCACGUUGGAUUGGUGUCUUCUUCACCGUUUCCUGGUGCCCUUGGCACAGCUGGGGCGCCAAUUGCUACGCGACGGCCUGGCGGCGCCGGCGGAAGAUGAAAUCCUGGAAGAGAGCUACAUUCUGCCAUCCCUCCCUGAAGCAGCAAUCCGAAGUCUACGCCGGGACAUGUGCAGAUGGAUGCUGAAGUUCCGCUUCUCCGCCAUGACUCAGGGCCAUCAGGUGGUGGCGAAGUAUGGCCUUCUGGCUCUGGCGGAGUGGGAUCGGAUUCAACGAGCUCAUCAGGAACUUCUGCAGGUCAUGGCCUUCCACACCAACGCCAAGCGCCCUGCCAGCGGCAACGUUUGGGAGCGCCUACGAGAGCGCGGCGCGCAGAGCGCCCGCAACCGGCCGAGCCAGCCAGGCGGAGAAGGUAAGAUGCUCUCCCGGAGCCUCCCUGUGGCCGCCAGGUCGAGUCAGUCUGGACAGAAUGGAGACUUGGGCCCAGACAACAAGUCACCCACUGGUCCGGCCGAAAACGAGGAUGAAGAUGCUGCGAGACAGCGACGCCUUGCAGCACGACAGAAGGUCAAUCGGACCUGGAACUUCACUGGCCGCUCAGGUGCAAAGCCCACCGUUGACGGUGAUUUCCGUGCCCAGGAAGCCGCCUUGGAACGUGCAAGGCGACAGGCCUUCCGAGGUCGUGGCUAUCGUCACGGAGCAGAAGAUUUAGAGCGGUGA